Molecule: messenger RNA, 2343 nt
Organism: Jaculus jaculus (lesser Egyptian jerboa)
Lineage: Eukaryota; Metazoa; Chordata; Mammalia; Rodentia; Dipodidae
Gene: Pdcl3
Product: phosducin like 3
Exons: 6
Coding region: 84-809 (241 amino acids)
Biological process (GO): angiogenesis; positive regulation of gene expression; protein folding
Cellular component (GO): cytoplasm
Source: RefSeq, a predicted model, not a curated record
CGGAGCUAACCGCGCUGGGCCGCACCUGCGCAGAGGGGCGCUGAGGGCCAGGAGCCGGGGUGGGCCUAGCGACCCGCGACGAGAUGCAGGACCCCAAUGCAGACACUGAGUGGAAUGACAUCUUACGCAAGAAGGGCAUCCUGCCCCCAAAAGAGAACCUGAAAGAACUAGAAAAGAAAGAAUUGGAAGAUGAGGAGCAGCUCAUUCUUCAGCAGUCAGUGGUAAAAACAUACGAAGAUAUGACUUUGGAAGAGCUGGAGGAUAAUGAAGAUGAAUUCAAUGAAGAGGAUGAACGGGCUAUUGAAAUGUACAGGCAGCAAAGACUGGCUGAGUUGAAAGCAAUUCAACAGAAGAAUAAAUUUGGAGAGGUUUUGGAGAUCUCAGGAAAGGAUUAUGUUCAAGAAGUUACCAAAGCUGGGAAGGACUUGUGGGUAGUCUUGCAUCUUUACAAACAAGGGAUUCCUCUCUGUGCCUUGAUAAACCAACACUUCAGUGGACUUGCCAGGAAAUUUCCUGAUGUGAAGUUUAUUAAAGCCAUUUCAACCACCUGCAUACCCAAUUAUCCUGAUAGGAAUCUGCCUACAGUGUUCGUUUACCGGGAUGGUGAUAUCAAGGCUCAGUUCAUUGGUCCUCUGGUGUUUGGUGGCAUGAACCUGACUAGAGAUGAGUUGGAGUGGAAGCUCUCUGAGACUGGAGCAAUCAAGACAGACCUGGAGGAGAACCCCAAGAAACCGAUUGAAGACGUAUUGCUGUCCUCAAUACAGGGCUCUGCGCCCCUGAGGAGGGACAGCGAUUCCGAGGACGACUGAGGCCACAGUCUCUGAAACUUUCUUACCUUUCCUCUUGUGACAAAUUGUUUGGAUUUUCUUUUCUUUUUUUUUAAGAAAAAAAGCAAGAACAAGGUCUUUUUUUUUUUUAAACCCUUUUAUAGUUAUAUCUCAAAUUUCAUACAUUUUGGAAAUAAUCAUUGUCGGGAAUACUACAAAAUUCCUUGAAAUUCUCUUUUUUUAAAUUAACAUUUCUUUAGGAAGAAAUUAAAUCAGUCAUUAUUAUGUCAAAUAUCUAUGUUUUCCCAUUUAUAUUUAAGUAAACAGUGAAAGUAUUUACUAUUUUUUGAGCUACAACUAUAUUGAGGGAAUAUAGAACUUUAAAAAAUAUGUGAAUAAAUUAUGCAAUGAAAAAUUAUGAACCAAGUUUUAUAAUUGCACUAUUUUAUAAAAAUCUGGCAAAAAAUGAUCUAUUCAAAAACAUAUAGAAAUGAUCUCUAGGGAAAAAAGUAUCCUAUUAAGAAGACUGGACAAUGAAUUUUUUUGUCCAUUUGUUGAGGUCAGGCCUCACUCUAGAGCCAGGCCUAACUCACUCUGUAAUCCCAGGUCAGCCUCAAACUCCUGCUACCUCUAUGUCCUGAGUGCCCAGGAUUAAAGGUGUAUGCCAGCGAGACGAUAAUACGCCAAUGUUUUAAAGAUGCUGUUUUUCUAUCAAGGUAGUAAACAGUUUCAAUUUACUGCCAUAUUUCUUUGGUUAAAUGUUUUUCUAGUUAAAAUUAUGUUUCUCUUAGACUAUUAAGAUGUCAGCUAUUCUUUUUUAAAAUUGUAUUUCUUUGUAAGGAGAGGGGAGAGGAGAUGGGCAUACCAUGUCCUCUUAACCAGUGCAAGCAAACUCCAGAUACAUGUGCCACUUUUUGAAUCUGGGUUUACAUGGGUACAGGAAAAUUGAACCCAGGUAUCAGGCUUUGCAAGGAAGCACCUUUAAUUGCUGAGCCAUCUCUCCAGCCAGAAUAUCAGUUAUGUAUAGAAUAAUCAGAUUAUCAGUUAUUCUUGAUGAUUGUAGAAGGCCACCUGAAACUUGCUUUUGAAAUAAGAUUUAAGCACAUACACAGAUAAACUGUCCAUACAAAAGGAUCAGGACACUUUGUGAGGCAAAAUCCUGGUAGCACUUACGACUACUUGUCAAGUUGAUACUGACAAACAAAAAAAACAGAGUACAUAUUCCAUAACAUUGUAUUGAAUGAUGUAGAACUUCUAGUUUGAGUUCUAAGAACCAGAGAGUACACAGGGUUCUUUCAGAUUGUACCCCAAAACUUUUAUUUUGCACUAAUUCACAGAAUACAAAGAGCCAAACCCAUGUUAGGUGUCAAGAGUGUCUGUUUUCUAACACAGAGCCAGUGCUGCUGAUAGAAACACUCUGCCCUGGCUCAUCUUGAAGGGCGUUCAUGAAAAUUCAUUUGUAAGGUUGAGACACUUGUUGAAUUUUGUCCUGUUCUGUGUGGUUUUGCAGCGCUGCUGCCUUAGAAUUUCUGUUGGUAACUGAUAGUAUAAUGAAUACAGGGUAAGAACAAAGCUG